Messenger RNA from Dovyalis caffra, 909 nucleotides. The record is from the annotation of a GenBank genome assembly. NCBI's taxonomy places the organism in Eukaryota, Viridiplantae, Streptophyta, Magnoliopsida, Malpighiales, Salicaceae.
AUGUCCAGGUGUUUUAGUUUCACAGGGACCAAAAACUGGUGGUUCAGGUCUACUUUUACAAGAUCAGGGCUCCAAUCCAGAAUCACGGACCUCAAGGAUGGUACUGUAAUGCACUGCUGGGUGCCUAAGACCCGAAAAGACUCCAAACCCGACCUGCUCCUAAUCCACGGGCUUGGAGCCAAUGCAUUAUGGCAGUGGGGUGACGUCAUCCAACACUUUGUUCCUUACUUCAAUGUCUACGUGCCGGACCUUGUGUUUUUCGGGGCCUCAUACACAACCCGGCCGGAGAGAACCGAGUCUUUCCAGGCCCAGUGUCUGAUGCGGGUCAUGGAGUCCCACUCGGUGCAGAAGUUUAGUCUAGUUGGGCUUAGUUAUGGUGGGUUUGUUGGGUAUAGUAUGGCAGCCCAGUUUAAGGAGGCUGUGGAGAGAGUGGUGAUAUGUUGCUCAGGGAUUUGUAUGGAAGAGAAGGACUUGAGUGAAGGGGUUUUUGCAGUUUCUGAUUUGGAGGAGGCUGCAAGAAUUUUGGUGCCACGAAGUCCUGACAAGCUUAAAGAAUUGGUGGGUUAUACAUUUUUCAGGCCACCUCCUGUAAGGUUGAUACCUUCUUGUUUCUUGGCUGAUUUUAUUGACGUAAAUGAUGUGGUUACAAUACAAUGUAUACGGUUAAAAGUAUACUUAAGAUUUGGUCACCUGGGGCAGGCAAUGUGUGGAGAAUAUGUGGAAGAAAAGAGAGAUUUGAUUCGAGCUGUUCCGAAAGACCGAAAGCUCUCAAAUAUUCCCAAGCUUACACAGGUUUGGUCAUCCUUUUCUAUAUGUGUUGGUGAGAUUGAAUUAGCCACUGAUUUGAUGAUGGCAAAAAGUCAAUUGAAUUGUAAUGCAGCCAACUUUGAUAAUCUGGGGAGAGCAUGA